Molecule: messenger RNA, 638 nt
Organism: Paramecium pentaurelia
Lineage: Eukaryota; Ciliophora; Oligohymenophorea; Peniculida; Parameciidae
Source: the annotation of a GenBank genome assembly
UUAUGAGUGAUGAACAAAAAUGCAGUGGAUUUAAUGCAUAUUUAAAUGAAUAAUUAUUCUAAUCAGCUCAUAAAAAAAAGAGUCUUGAAUAAUAAGAAAAAAUAAUUCAAUAAUGGAAUAAAUUAUCUUCAGAUGAAAAGAAAGAAUUUUAAGAAAAGGAAGAAGAAAUUAGAGAACAUAUUUAAAAAGAGAAGAAGGAAAAAGAAAAAGAAAAGGAAAAAUAAGAUAAAUCAAAAAAAUCACAUAAAAGUCAUCAUAAUUAACAUGAAAAGAAUCAUGAUGAUAUGGAAGAUGUUUAGAAAAGUGUUUAAAAUAUGAAAAUAAAUGAAGAAAAACAACAUAAUAAAAAGAAAACUCAUGAUAUGAAGAGUGAUUAACAUGAAGCUAAAGAAGAAUGUGAAGAUGAUGAAUAAGAAGAAGGUCAUAAAAAUAAAAGUGGACAUCAUUCUAAAUAGGGUAAAUAAAAAAUGUCAGAAAAAGAGGAUUAAGAGGAUGAUGAAGAACAUUAAGAUAAAGUUAAUGAAGGUGGAGAACAUAAAACAAAUAAGAAAUAAUAUAAAUCUAGGUCAAGCAGAUCCGGAUGUAGAUCUGGUUAAAGAUCAGGUUAAAGAUCUGGAUGUGGAAAAAGAAAAAUGUGA